AUGGCCUCUCCGCCAGACCCCGAAAAGGGCGCAGACCUAGAAAACGGAACGACUGGGACUGAAACUGGAACUGGAUCUACGGUGGACAACUCUGAUUACGAGAAGGCUCUACAUGAGGGAACCACAGGCGAGCCAGACAUCGACCAUGAAGAGGCAGAGCAGAUGGACCGGGGACAUUUGAAUGAUCUCGAAAGAGAACGCUCCCGCGUCUCCAUCAAGGCUGGCCCUCGAAAAGACGAGAACGACCUCUCCCACAUCAAUAUCAGAGCGAGUACGCGAAGUCGAUUAUCUCGAAUAGCUACAAACCUCACGUCGAAGAGUAAAAAGGCACGCCUGGCUCCUGCGCCUCUGCCACUUUCGGAUUUGGAUAAUGAUAUCGUGGGAUGGGAAUCGCAGGAUGAUCCGGAGAUGCCCCUCAACUUCUCGGAGAAGCGAAAGUGGCUGCUCAUCUCGCUGUUGGGAAGCAUUACAUUUAUAUCGCCUCUCGCAUCGUCAAUGUUUGCGCCGGGUGUUUCUUUCAUGAACAAAGACUUCCAUAAUACAUCGCUCAUCCUCAGUUCACUUACAGUUUCGAUCUUCGUUCUUGGGUAUGCGGUUGGGCCUCUUCUACUUGCACCACUGUCGGAGAUCUAUGGCCGAAGAUUCGUCUUGACUGGGGCAAAUGCGUUCUUCUGUGCUUGGCAAGUUGGUUGUGCUCUAGCUCCGAAUCUGUCGGCUCUCAUCGCAUUUCGUUUCCUAGCAGGUAUUGGAGGAUCCGGAUGUUUGACAAUCGGCGGUGGUGUGAUCGCGGAUCUAUUUCAUCCAGAUCGAAGAGGUCUUGCAUCAGCAGUAUACAGCAUAGGACCCUUAUUUGGUCCCGUCGUCGGACCCGUAUGCGGAGGUUUCAUUGCCCAACGAGUUGGAUGGAGAUGGGUAUUUUGGAUCUUACUCAUAUCUGGGGCAUGUGUCUCUCUUGGGAUUGAGCUCUUCAACCGCGAGACUAACCAUAGAGUAUUGAUGCAACGAAAAGUCAAGCGCCUCCAAAAGGAGCUCAACCGUCCUUCUCUCCGCAGUUGUUACGACCCUGACGGCCCAGUCCACACUCCAAGCCAAAUCCUCCUCAACGGCAUCGUCCGUCCCCUCAAAAUGCUUUUCCUCUCUCCAAUCGUUUUCCUCCUCUCCCUCUACAUGGCCGUAACCUACGGCCUCCUCUACCUCCUCUUCACAACAAUCACGCAAGUAUUCCAACAAACCUACGGCUGGGACCCCGAUAUCUGCGGCCUAGCAUACAUCGGGCUCGGCAUAGGCUUUUUCGCCGGCUUAGCGGUCGUCGCGAAAAUCUCAGACGCAACAGUAGUCCGUAUGACGAAAGCAAAUGACGGGCAAUUCGAGCCAGAGAUGCGCUUGCCAGCUUGUAUAUUCUUCGCGUGCUUCAUCCCCAUCACCUUUUUCUGGUAUGGAUGGAGCGCUGAUAAGGGAGUCCAUUGGAUCGUCCCGGUAAUCGGCCUCAUCCCCUUCGGCUUCGGCAUGAUGGGCAUCUUCAUCCCCAUCCAAACCUACACCAUCGACUCCUUCCCCACCUUCGCCGCCUCCGGCACCGCCGCCCUGACCGUCUCGCGCUCCCUCUUUGGGGCCUUCCUCCCUCUAGCCGGCCCAUCUAUGUAUGAGGCGUUAGGUCUUGGUUGGGGGAACUCCGUGCUGGGGUUUAUUGCCAUUGGGUUGAUACCCGCGCCGUUGCUGAUAUAUAGGUUUGGUGGGAAGAUUAGGAAGGAGUAUCCGGUGAGGUUGUGA
Molecule: messenger RNA, 1770 nt
Organism: Cadophora gregata
Lineage: Eukaryota; Fungi; Ascomycota; Leotiomycetes; Helotiales; Ploettnerulaceae
Exons: 5
Coding region: 1-1770 (589 amino acids)
Biological process (GO): transmembrane transport
Cellular component (GO): membrane
Molecular function (GO): transmembrane transporter activity
Source: RefSeq, a predicted model, not a curated record